AUGAGAUUAUGCUCUUUCUCCCCUGUUCAGGCCUUAGAGUCCCUCGACCCAGGUAUCUUCAUGGCUGGUCAGGAAUAUUGUGUAGCCGGCAGUCUUUCGUCAAGGGGGCCAACUGUGAGCUUCUCGUCUCUCACCACUUCCACUCCCACCAUCACCAUUUCAACAUUUCCCACUCUGUUCAUGAUUUCUCUCUCUCCUCCUUCUUCUCCUCCUUUGGUCCCAUACCAGCCCCAACAAACGGGCACUGCCACCAACUGCGACCGAUAUUACCUCGCUGAAACUGGUGACACGUGCGGCAAGAUCGAAGCCCAAUUCGACGUCAGCACAAGCGACUGGAAUCCAGCAGCGACCGACACCCAGUGGGCCGGUUGGAGGAGUGAUGGUAUCAGUCCGCUAGUGAUUCCUCUAUCCAAUGUCUUCAGCGGUCGUUACCACGGCGUAAGCAUGCCUAUUCCUAACUCAGAUCAAAGAAGUAGCCACCAAAUUGCUGAGAGAUAUCCUGACCCAGACUACAGAGUCCUCGUACGGAUCGGAAGGCAUCUUCGGGGCUUUUCACGACGUAUCAUGUUCCGCUACCCAAUCAGAAUCCACACUCUUACCACUCUAGAAGCGAUCAGGCUCUCAUCUGCUGACAGACUGCUGGUCCAUCAGGUGACUUGUAUUGAUUUCCCCGCGUUUUCCGGCCCCAUCCCAAUUAGGCAAUACAGCAGCCGAUCCCUCCUUCACCGUCAGCCGCAAACGAUGAUGACUGCUACAAUUCUUCAAUCCCAAUCAGUGCAUCGUCUUGAAAGCACAGCUUAUUGGGUGUGA
This is a messenger RNA of Aspergillus niger, 810 nucleotides long. RefSeq lists its product as hypothetical. Lineage: Eukaryota; Fungi; Ascomycota; Eurotiomycetes; Eurotiales; Aspergillaceae. The record is from RefSeq and is a predicted model, not a curated record. Bases 1 to 810 code for a protein of 269 amino acids. The transcript is spliced from 5 exons.